CCGCCUCUAUCCUUGGAGCCGUUGCUCACUUACGACGACAAGGUCGCCGGUCUGAAUCUCAUUGCCGAUUCGAUAGCGCAGAUGAAACAGCGGGCCGCUCACUCCAUGGUCUUCCACCCCCUGUGCAUCACCCUCCUGUUCCUUACAUGGGCGGCCAUCUAUCGCUGGGCCUACGAGCCAGCGACCGCCGACCCCAGCAUGGCCCUCCUGCUCUCCUGCGGUGUAACCAUGACGUAUCUCACGGCAAUACGCUACUUCACAGACGGCUAUGUGAGCCUCGCUGAGAAUCUGCGAUGGUCAUGGCUCGAGGGGCCCGGCAGUGUCGAGGGAGACUUCAUCAUCGGUGCACGAUACGGCGGAGCCCUGAUUGGUGUCUUGGUGCUCAGGCUGGAGCCUCGAUUCUCCUUCCGGGGCGGCAAGGGCGUCAUCCGGGCGUGGACAACGCGCCUCCGGUACCGUGGUAAAGGCAUCGGCCGGGAUCUUCUCGACGGCGCCAUCCGCAUUGUCAAGGACCGCUGCGGCAAGGACGCUGAGGUCGGGUUCGCGCAGGAGCAUGCCAACAGCACCAUGAUACUGCCAGCCAUGUUCAACGGGGUAUUUCGUCGGGACGAGGUGAGAGCGGCCAAGGUAUUGGAGAAGGCACUCGAGGAAUGGGAGGCGAGCAAGAGGAAGAAGAGGUAA
Molecule: messenger RNA, 681 nt
Organism: Trichoderma reesei QM6a
Lineage: Eukaryota; Fungi; Ascomycota; Sordariomycetes; Hypocreales; Hypocreaceae
Exons: 2
Molecular function (GO): acyltransferase activity, transferring groups other than amino-acyl groups
Source: RefSeq, a predicted model, not a curated record